CCUGAGCGUACUGUUGUUUGAGGGGCGCAGAAAGACGUACGACGCCGCAAACGUCACCCCCUAAACUGGAGAGCGACAGCAUUAAGAAUAUUAACAAUAGUAAAAGUGUUAACUAUAUUAAUAACGUGCACAUAAUUUUUGUUUACCGUUCCAAGAUCACAUUCGUCACGUAAUCUUUUCCGGACUUCCGCUUCCCGCUGAAUAUCACUAUGAGUUUUGGUUCCAUAUUUGGACUUUCCAUCUAGUCAAACUGAUCAGAUAUCAUUCACACUGAUCAGGUAAUGGAUCACUGUUGGUCGGAUCGAGCAGCUACGUGGUUCGGGUCCUUUUCGGAAAAAAAUCGGAAGCGACAGAUAUAACCGGAAGCAUUUCAAAAUAAGAGGCUGGUCAAUUGAUGUUGUGUUGGUAGGCUCCGUUGAUGGUCGAUCUUAUUGGACUUCAUCGCACAACUAAAAGCUCCAGUUGACUAGUGGCUGAUUUCUUCCCGGUUUGUCCGCUCUUUCCUUAAAAAGUUUUUCUUUCUCAACUCUUUUUCAUGCCAAAAGCUGUAUUUUCUGCAAUACGCUUACCUUUCAAGCACGUUCUUUUUUUCAAAAGACAUGAUUUACUUUUAAAACACUUUAGUGCCUUAAGAAGUCUUUCUUUUCCUUUAAAAAGUGUUUUUCUUUGAAAAAACACAACGCCAUACAAUCUGGGCCAAAGGUCUUCAGCAAACAUGGCGGCAGUAGUUCUUCGAAGGAAGAUUUUCAAGACGUCAUUUUUAGCGUCAUGUUUCCACAGUUCACCGGCCGUUCUUCAACAGCCUCCUCUUCCUCAGUCACGCUUCUUCCCGCCGCAAGAGGCGCCCAUGCUGGCACCCGGUAGCUUCAACGGCCGCGUGGCUUUCAUCACGGGAGGCGGGACAGGAUUGGGCCGUGCCAUGACGACCACCCUGUCACAGCUGGGAGCGGAGUGUGUCAUUGCUAGCAGGAAGUUGGACAUCCUGCAGCAAACAGCUGAUGAGAUCAGCAGCCAGACUGGAAACAAGGUUCAUGCGGUCCAGGUUGAUGUCAGAGAUCCUCGGGCUGUAACACGUUGUGUGGACCACAUGGAAAGUCUGACAGGCUUACCUGAUGUGAUCAUCAACAACGCAGCAGGAAACUUCGUUUCCCCGUCAGAAAAUCUGUCAGCCAACGCCUGGAAGACCAUCACGGACAUCGUCCUGAACGGAACUGCCUUCACCUCUCUGGAGCUCGCCAAGAGACUCAUCAACAGCGGCAAAGGUGCGUCCUUCCUGGCCAUCACCACUAUAUACGCCGAAUCAGGAUCCGGUUUUGUGGUUCCGAGCGCAUCGGCGAAGGCGGGUGUGGAGGCGCUGUACAAGUCUUUGGCAGCAGAGUGGGGACGCUACGGGCUCAGGUUCAACAUCAUCCAGCCUGGACCCAUCAGAACCAAGGGGGCCUUCAGCCGCUUGGAUCCAACAGGACAAUUUGAAGCUGGAAUGCUGAGCCGGAUUCCAACGGGUCGACUGGGAAAACCCGCUGAGGUGGCAAACCUGGCGACGUACAUGUGCAGCGACUACGCUAGCUGGAUGUCUGGAGCGGUGGUCCGUUUCGAUGGCGGCGAGUACGUGAUGAUGGCGGGAGAAUUUAACGAGCUGCGCAGAGUAAGUGUUGCACUCCAAUGUUUGCCUUAUUGUGUUGUAACAUUGCUUGUCAAUCAUCCCUGGCAGGUAACACCUGAUCAAUGGAAGCUGAUGGAAAAGAUGAUCAGAAGCACCAAAGGUUCCUGAAAAGCCUCAUAAGGCAACACACCCACUUGAUGAUGUUGUGAAGUUCAAGGAAAGAGAAUGUUAAAAGUGAAACAGAAAAUAAACAGUACUGCGAUGGUGGAUGCCAACUUA
Dunckerocampus dactyliophorus (ringed pipefish) is the source of this 1882-nucleotide messenger RNA. It is a transcript of the gene decr1, whose product is annotated as 2,4-dienoyl CoA reductase 1, mitochondrial. Gene Ontology annotation, cellular component: mitochondrion. The coding region runs from base 716 to 1771 and encodes 351 amino acids. Lineage: Eukaryota; Metazoa; Chordata; Actinopteri; Syngnathiformes; Syngnathidae. The transcript has 9 exons. Gene Ontology annotation, molecular function: 2,4-dienoyl-CoA reductase (NADPH) activity. Gene Ontology annotation, biological process: fatty acid beta-oxidation. The record is from RefSeq and is a predicted model, not a curated record.